UAGAUCCUGAGUGUAUUGGCACUGUGUACCGUACGUGUAGAUAUACGUAGGGUGGGGUGUAUGUAUACAUGCAUAGAUGUGCACGGAGUAAGGAGUGCCCAUAUUCCAUCCUGAUAUAUGAGGCACUUCGUGGGGGUGUCCGGUAACGGAAGGGUGCGGGGCAGGAGACAGCUCAAAAUUCCACAAACUUGAACUGAACUCAACGAAUCCAACAUCAUCAACUAACACCUUCACCUCGCUCAAUUCCGCUAAACAAAAGAACAAAAUGGCAACCCAUAACAUCGUAGUCUUUGGUGGCGACCACUGUGGUCCUGAGGUAGUCGCAGAGGCUGUGAAGGUUCUCAAAGUGAUCGAGGCAGAACGGCCAAGUGCUGGCAAGUUCAACUUCCAAGAACAUCUUUUAGGUGGCGCCUCGAUCGAUGCCACCGGUGAACCUCUGACCGCCAAAGCCCUCGAGGCUGCCAAAGCUGCAGAUGCGGUGCUUCUCGGUGCCAUUGGAGGGCCAAAAUGGGGCACAGGCAAGGUCAGACCCGAACAAGGCAUUCUCGCACUCCGCAAACAGAUGGGCACAUACGGUAACCUCCGACCCUGCAACUUCGCCUCGGAAGCUCUGAUCGAGCACUCCCCUCUGAAAGCGGAAGUUUGCCGUGGAACCGACUUUAUCGUUGUUCGCGAGCUCACGGGCGGCAUCUACUUUGGCGAGCGCAAGGAAGAUGAUGGAGAUGGAAGCGCAUGGGACACCGAGGCAUACUCGCGCGCUGAAAUCGAGCGCAUCACCAGAUUAGCGGCGCACUUGGCUCUGCAGCACAACCCCCCCUUACCCAUCUGGUCAUUGGACAAGGCAAACGUGCUGGCUACAUCGAGACUGUGGAGAAAGGUGGUUACAGAGGUUAUUACCAAGGAGUUCCCGCAAUUAAAGGUCGGGCAUCACCUGAUUGACAGUGCCUCUAUGUUGAUGGUGCAAAAACCAAAAGCGUUGAACGGUGUGGUGGUUACGAGCAAUCUCUUUGGAGAUAUUAUCAGUGAUGAGGCCAGUGUCAUCCCAGGAAGCAUCGGCUUGCUUCCCAGUGCUAGUCUUAGCGGGAUUCCCGACGGAAAGAGCAAAUGCAAUGGUAUCUACGAGCCAAUCCACGGCUCUGCACCGGACAUCUCUGGUAAGGGAAUCGUAAACCCCAUCGGAACAAUUCUUUCAGUGGCUAUGAUGCUCCAAUACUCUUUGGGCCUCCCUGCAGAGGCAAAGGCUGUUGAGGAAGCUGUCCGAAGGACGAUCGGGAAUGGGGUCAGGACGAAAGAUAUCGGUGGUACCGCGACCACUAUUGAAAUGGGGGAUGCGGUCGCUGCAGAACUCAAACUCGUCCUCAAGGAGAUCAAAUAG
Amorphotheca resinae ATCC 22711 is the source of this 1375-nucleotide messenger RNA. RefSeq lists its product as hypothetical. Gene Ontology annotation, molecular function: NAD binding; 3-isopropylmalate dehydrogenase activity; magnesium ion binding. Bases 266 to 1375 code for a protein of 369 amino acids. NCBI's taxonomy places the organism in Eukaryota, Fungi, Ascomycota, Leotiomycetes, Helotiales, Amorphothecaceae. Gene Ontology annotation, cellular component: cytosol. The transcript is spliced from 5 exons. The record is from RefSeq and is a predicted model, not a curated record. Gene Ontology annotation, biological process: L-leucine biosynthetic process.